GUCCCAUGCGCGGAGCCAUUUUGAUUUACUAAAAUAAUGGCUGCCGGACACCCUAGCCACUGACGCUUCUCUAUUGAUUGGAAAUUAAUAAUUAAGUCAGUUAUUAGUGUUAUUAAAUUCAGUGACUAAUUAUAUGUAUUCUCUUUAGCAUAAUUAGAUUUCAAUUAUUGCUUCUAUUCUUUGACUGGCAAAUUGCAUCUUAACUAAGAUGGAUGGGCCGCCUAACCGAGGCUUUCGUGGUGGCCGAGGAGGACCGCCAGGCAUGAAUUCUAGAGGAAGAGGUGGAUUCGACAUGCGUGGACGGGGUGGACCUGGAAUGAGGGGCAGAGGCCCACCACGAGGUGGCCUCCCAUUUAGAGGAGGGCCGCGAGGAUUUCGUGGCGGACCAAUGAGAGGCGGUGGUGGUGACAGAGGUGGAAGGAGUUUCCCGCCGGGUCCCCAGGGUCCCGGACCACAUCCCGUACCCACAAUUGAAUCUCGAGGUGCGCCACCACAACGUGGAGGAUUCAACAACAGAGGUGGACCAGGAGCUAUGAGGGGCAGAGGAGGGAGAGGUCGUGGGGACUUUGGCCAGCGCGGUGACCGAGGUGGUGGUCGUGGAGGGAUGCCAAUGAGAGGUCGUGGUGGACGCGGCGGUCAUGGUAUGCCUCCAGGCGGUCCUCCUGGAGGCCCAGGAGGCCCACACUCUGGGCCAGGCCCUGCUGGGCCUGGGCCACGUUCAGUACCCCCACAUGCUGCAUCUUCUGCACCGCCCAUGCAGUCACAACCCACGCCUCCAUUCAAGAGAGGUGGUGGCCCACCUCAUGGAGGCCCUGGCGGUGGCCCACCAAAGAGGCCAAGAUUUGAAGGUCCUCGAGGAGGUGGCCGACCUCCACCACAGGGUGGUUAUCAGCAGUCUGCCCCUCAACACAGUGCACCACAACAAGCAAAUGGCUAUGGACCAUCUCACACUGGAUACCAACCGUAUGAACCUCCUGCGGCUGACCCCUACGCCCAGCCAUCAUACAAUACACCCAGCUCUUAUCAAGGCAACAGUUACUCAACUCCUGCUCCAGCUCAGUCUAGCUCAGGUUACAAUUCUGGCAGUUAUGGUUCAGGCUACGGGUACUCAACCGGUGGCCAAGGAGGCUACGAAAAUGAAGGAUACAGUGGUGGCGGCAGCGGAGGCGGCGCUGGAGGCGCGGGUGACGCCGGCUAUGGCGGCUCCGAGCCCGCCUACGGGGGCGCGGCUCCGUCCUAUGAUUCAUAUUCGCAGCCCUCGUACAACUCAUACCAGCAACCACAGCCGCAAUAUAACAAUAACUAUGGUAAGUUUCGGAAAUAUUGAGUAUGUUGCUAAAGCUACAUACUUAAAUCUAGUCAAAUUUUUCGACAGGAUAUCUAAGUUAAAUGUAAAGUGAAUUUACACCCUAAGCUGAAAGAAAAGCUUUACAAGAUGUCUUGAUUAACUGGUAAUGCACAGUAGGACCUUCAUAAUUAUUGUUAGUGCAUCUAAAGUACUAGAUGACACCAUUUAAUUAUAAUAACUUUACUACUUUAUAAGCAAACUAGGAUCAUUUUAAUUUAAACAAUAUAUUUAUCGGUCACCUGGUAUAGGGUAGGGGACCUUUGUCACAUCAAUGUAUUAAUUUGCGUUAAGAAUAAAUGAAGGAAAAUUAACAUAAAACCAGGUGUAAAAUUAUCUUGAGUAGUACAAGAGUAAAACUAAAGUAAAAUAGGUUUAAAAUAGUAAGUUCAUAAUUAGGUGAUAAUUAAGUAUUUAUGAAAUUAUUAGGCUAAGAAUAAGCGAAUAAUGAACGCAAGGAAUACAAAUUGAUAGAAGUGCUCAUAAACCAGCAAUGGGAAUAAUGAUCUUUUUACAAAACAAUUUUUUUUCUUAAAACCAUUUAAAUAUAUAAGUAGACAUAAUACGCAGAAUAUUAUAGCAGAUCUUUUGGAUUCAAGAAAAUUAAAUGGCUUAACUAGAAAUGAGAUAAACCAUAAAAAUGGUUUUAAAAUUUAAUAUUGAAGUAAUGCAAUUGAAUUAUUUCAUGGUGUUAUUACAACUAUAUAAUAUUAAGUUUCAGUGUAUUCAUUUGUAAAUAAGUUUUGACGUCUAUUGUAAUUGUUUGCAUUACAGGCAGUUGGUGAUCUGUUUGACUAUACAGAAUAUCAUUUACGUCUUUAUGGUACACAUU
Helicoverpa zea (corn earworm) is the source of this 2177-nucleotide messenger RNA. Its product is annotated as serine/threonine-protein phosphatase 1 regulatory subunit 10-like. NCBI's taxonomy places the organism in Eukaryota, Metazoa, Arthropoda, Insecta, Lepidoptera, Noctuidae. The record is from RefSeq and is a predicted model, not a curated record. The transcript has 8 exons. Bases 209 to 1327 code for a protein of 372 amino acids.